ACAGUUACUCAGAAACUCUGCAGUUAGUUUCCACUUGCUGAGAGACAGUCGGGUCAGAGACGCCAUGUAGAUGGACAGACAGACAGACAGACAGACAGACAGACAGACAGACAGACAGACAGACAGACAGGUGUCGGCCAUCAUGUCCAUCACUGUGAACCUGAAGAGGAUCUCCAACCUGCCGGGUCGAUCCGACAGGAAGGUCGAGCUCAGCUUCAGAGGUUUCACCCAUAAAACCAAAGUCCUACAGUGUGAGAACAUCGCCAUCUUCAACGAGCAUUUCCGUUGGCCUCACUAUGGCAAAGGGAUCAAUGAUGAAGUUUUGUCCGUACGAGUUUACAACUGCAGUAAAGUUUUCUCCAACAGACUCCUCGGUCAGCUGGUCAUCAGUCUGCAGCAUGUUGUCACCUCAGGGAGGCUGUUGCUACGGGAACCGCUCGCUGACGCAAACUACAGCCUGACAGAUAUCUACAUCGAGCUGGAUGUUCGCUUCCAUCCGGUGGAGGGAACAGCUGGACACUGGGAGGGACUCGACUUCCUGUCGGUCGAAGACAAGGACGAUUCAGCUCUGGUCAUCAGGAAUGAAGGAUUUGACGACCCUACGAGCCUGCAGACUCCUGGCCGUCCGGAUCAAUGCGACAGAAAAGCUCGACGUCUGGGACAGAGUCUGGUCCGGACAGGAGAUGAAGACGAAGACGACGACGAUGACGAUUAUGAUGAUGACCUUAUGGACAUGGAGGCUUCUGACAUCACCUUCACUCCUCUUCUGAGUCGCUGCAAGCCGCUGUCCAGAUGUGCUGUAGCAGCAAUGCCCAGAGUCCAGAUCUUCCAGGUGAAUGUGAACAUCCUGGAAGCUCAGAAGCUGGUUGGAGUCAGCAUCAACCCUGCAGUGUUCGUCAGAGUGGGAGGUCAAAAAAAACACACGGCAACGCAGAAAUCCACCAACUGCCCGUUCUACAACGAGAACUUCCAGUUUGAGUUUCAGGAGGCUUCACAGAUCUUCUUGGAUAAAGUCAUUGAGAUAAAGGUGUUCCACAGACGGACUCUGGCCUUCCUGAUGAUCCACAUAGGAACCUUUAAGAUUGACAUCGCCACCGUGUACAACCAGCCAGACCACCGAUUCUACCAGAAGUGGGCUCCACUAACUGACCCGGCAGACACCCGGUCCGGGAUCAAAGGCUAUGUCAAGGCCAGCCUCAAUGUGCUGAUGAAAGGAGAUGCUCUGAGCAUGCCCAGUCUGCCACCGACAUCCUCAUCUGGAGCCAGCGAGGACAUAGAAAAGAACCUGCUGCUUCCUCGUGGGAUGCCUUCUGAGCGACCGUGGGCUCGAUUUCGUGUCCGAAUCUACAGGGCCGAGGGUCUGCCCACCAUGGAGGCAGGGCUGAUGGCCAAGAUGUCCGUCACUGAUCGGACAGUAUUCAUUGAUCCCUACAUCAAGGUGACCUUCGCUGGACAACAGGGGGAAACAUCGGUCGCCAACGCCACCAGCUCUCCGGUUUGGAACGAGGAGAUCUCCUUCAUCGAGCAGUUUCCUCCUCUCGCUCAGCGAAUCAAAGUUCAGGUUCUCGAUGACACCAAGAUGGGAGACAUCGCCCUGGCAACGCACUUCCUGGACCUGCAGCAGAUCUCUGACCCCACCAGGAACGGGUUUAACCCCACUUUCGGCCCGAGCUGGGUUAAUCUCUAUGGUUCGCCCCAGAACUCCACCCUUGGAGAUGUCCACCAGGCUUUGAAUGAGGGUUUGGGUGAAGGACUUUUUUAUCGUGGUCGAAUCCUCCUCGCUCUCAACAUGGAGGUUUACAAUUCCCCCUCCGCUGUUGCCAUGGAUACAGGCUCUGCUGCCGUAGGAAAGGUGAAAGGAGCGCUGGGGAAGCUGGGACUGAGGAAGAAGAGGAGCAGCAAGAAAGGAAAGAAUGAAGCGUCUCAGGCUGCGAGUACUUUGGCCGACGACUCAGGCGAGGCGGGAAUCGAGGUACCGGAAGCCGUUACCGUGGAAAUAGAGGAGAUCCAUCCUCUACCUGAGGGUUUCCUCGGACAGAGGGAGGAUUUUCUGCUGUUUGCGUCUCUAUUUGAAGUCACCAUGAUGGAUCCGUCUGUAGGAACCAAACCGAUGAGCUUCGAGCUUUCCAUAGGGAAUUAUGGGAAAGCGGCAAUGGUUGGGAAGUCCAAGAGGAGCCAGAGCAAAGAGGAGCUGAGGAAGAGCAAAGAGAAUCUGAACGAGGAGUCACAGGGUCUGCUGGACUCGGAGGAUGAGCUGGACAAACAGGAAGUGCAGAAUCCUGAACCUGAAAACAGAUCUGUGUCUGAUGCUAUGAGACCUCAGCCCACUGAGUACGACAGGUCCUUCCAGUGUCUUCAGCUGCAGCCUCCUUCAGUGAAACAAAAGCCUUGUCUGUUCGUCUGGAGUCAGUUUGAAGAUCACAGCUUCCGUCUUUAUCAGGCCAACUGGCUCAGCAAGAUGGCCGACAGACUGGAGAUCGGUCUGGAUGAGGUGGAAAUUCUGCUGAGGAGGCCGAGGAGUAAGGCGAAGGAGCGUCUGGUGGAGGUUCUGCUGGAGCUUCUGGCCUCCUGCAAACAGUUCAGUAGUUUCUCAGAAAGGAGAUCUCAGUCUCGUCCCAACAACCUGGACAAAUGCAGGAGGGAGUUUAUCAAGAAGAAUUUGGUUCUGUUGGCCCGUCAGACGGUCCGAGCCCGGCGGAGGAUGACCAGACGGACGACCAAGCAACGGUUGAACGACAGCAGAAAACUGUUGAAGAGACUCCGGCUGCUGGCUUCAGAGCCUCAGAACACCAUCCCAGAUGCUUUCAUCUGGUUACUGAGUGGAAACAAGCGAUUGGCUUACGUCAGGAUCCCCGCCAACUCCAUCAUAUUCUCAUUGGUGGAGGAGCAGAGGGGGCGGGACUGUGGCCGAAUCAACACCCUCUACGUGAAGUCUCCAGGAGGUGCAGCCAGUGAGAUCUUUGCGAAGCUGGAAGUCUACCUGUGGCUCGGCCCGGUUAAAUACAGUAAGGAGGCCCUGAACUGUUUACCAGAGGAGUUCACUCCGGUGUACGAGGAGGAGGAGGAGGACCAGAGGAGGCUGGUUGCUGAGGGAGGGAGGAGGAAGCUUCCUGUCAGUCUGUCCUGUCAGGACAGCAGGUACUUCCAGCUCCGGUGUCACCUGUACCAGGGGCGUGGCCUGCUGGCUGCCGACGACAACGGCCUGUCAGACCCUUUUGCGAAGGUGGUUUUCUCCACACAGUGUCAGGUCACCAGAGUGCUGUCCGACACUCUGUCUCCCACCUGGAGCGAGUGUUUGCUGUUCGACAGAGUUCUGCUGGAGGGAACCAUGGAGGAGCUGCAGAGGGACCCGCCGCUGGUCAUCAUCAACAUCUACGACCACGACACCGUGGGAAGUUCAAAGCCUUUGGGUCGAGCUUACGCCGAGCCUGAAUUCAAACCUGUUGAGUUGUUCUACAGGAAGCCCCGCCUACGUUUCUAUGACAUCAGCUUGGGCAGGAUUCCAGCCGGAGAGCUUUUGGGUGCCUUUGAGCUCAUCGAACUGGACUACUCCGGAUUUGGAGAGCCCGGCCUCCCCAGCAGUGUAGACCCUCAGGAACUGACCUAUGUGGACGAGCAGAGAUGUUACGUCAUACCAGAAGGAGUCCGACCAGUUCUGAAGACCUUCAGGAUCGAGGUGCUGUUCUGGGGCCUACGGGAGCUGAAGCGGGUGCAGCUGUUCGAGGUGGAGCGCCCCCUGGUUAGGGUGGAGUGUGCAGGACGUCAGCUGGAAUCUGAGGAGAUCGAGAACUACAAAACUCACUCGAACUUCAAAGAGGUGGUCCGCUACAUCGACGUGGAGCUGCCGGAACAGUCCUACCUCCACCCUCCUCUGACGUUGUUCGUGGUGGAGCAUCGGGCGUUCGGUCAGCUGGCUCUGGUCGGGUGUCACGUGGUCCAGAACCUCAUGAACUAUGGACCUCGUGAGCUUGACAGAGAGCCAGAGGAGGCAGAGGAGGAGGCAAAGCCAAAGGUGAGGCAGAACUCUGUGAAGAUCAACCCUUUGAUGUCGGUGAAGAACAUCGGACUGAGCGGUCUGACGGUCAAUCAGUCCAAGAUCCCCAUCAACCCCAUGAAACUGGUUAACGCGCCUCUGAAGAAGCUGAUGAAGAAAGGAGAGGAGCUGGAGGAGGAGGCGCCUGAGAAGGAGGAGCUGGACUGGUGGUCCAAAUACUACGCUUCACUGGAGGAGCUGGAGAGGAAGGCUGCUGAGGAUGAGGAGAUGGAGGAACAAGCAGAGACGGACGGAGCCAAUCUGACAAUGGCGAACAUCGAGGAGGAGGAGGAGGAGGUCGUGGUGGUGGAGGUAGAGCCUCCUAAAAGGAAGAAGAUCGCCACACUGAAGCUGUAUGGAGGCGACCUGGAGUCAGAGUUCCAUCAGUUCCAGGAUUGGCUGCACACGUUUCCUCUGUACAAAGGAAGAGCGAGUAGUGAGGACUAUGAGGAGGAUGAUGAGGAGAGGCUGAUGGGAAAAUGCAAGGGCUCCUUCCUGGUUUAUCCGAUCGAUCCAGAAGACACUGAGGACACUCAGUGCCAGAUCACCAAUGGAAUCCCCAAAAACUCUCCGAUCAAAGUCUUAGUCCGAGUAUACAUCGUCAAGGCCACCAGUUUGGCUCCCACAGACCCGAAUGGUAAAGCCGACCCCUACCUCGUGGUUCAGGUGGGAGAACAAAGUCUGGACACCAAAGACCGAUACAUCCCCAAACAGCUGAACCCGACGUUCGGAGAGGUGUUUGAACUCACGGUGUCGUUCCCACUGGAAACAGAGCUGGUUGUCACGGUAAUGGACCACGAUCUGGUUGGGGCUGAUGACGUUAUCGGCGAGACUCGGGUCGACUUGGAGAACCGGUUCUACAGCCAUCACAGAGCCUCCUGUGGCCUGGCUCUGUACUACGACACCGAUGGUUACAAUAUGUGGCGUGAUGCAAAGAAGCCGUCCACCAUCCUAGCUGAGCUCUGCAGGAAGAACGGAAUCCCGUCUCCAGAGUACCGACUACAUGAAGUCAAAGUCCUCAACAAAAUCUUCAAAAUACCACCAGAUGCAGUUCCAGAAGUUCUUCUGAAGAAGAACGAGCGCUCUCCAGAGGAGCAGGCAGAGAUGGAGGAACAUUCAGCCCUGAGCGUGCUGCAGCGGUGGGGGGAGAUGAACGAGUUCCUCCCUGGAGCUAUCCCUCUGGUACCAGAACACGUGGAGAUCCGGUCUCUGCAGAACCAGAGCAACCUUGGACUGCCACAGGGUUACCUUCACAUGUGGGUGGACAUGUUUCCCACCGACAUUCCCGCUCCGCCUGCUGUGGACAUUAAGCCCCGCCUCCCCGAACAAUAUGAGCUGCGGGUGAUCAUCUGGAACACCGAUGACGUGUUUCUGGACGAUGUCAACCCAUUUACAGGCGACCCGUCCUCCGACAUCUACGUUAAAGGUUGGAUUAAAGGACUGGAAGGAGACAAACAGGAGACCGACGUCCACUUCAACUCUCUGACCGGAGAAGGAAACUUCAACUGGAGAUUUGUUUUCCGCUUUGACUACCUUCCUACAGAGAAAGAGGUGGUUUAUAAGAAGAAGGAGUCCAUCUUCUCUCUGGAGGAGUCCGAGUUUCGUCAGCCAGCUGUUCUGACGCUGCAGGUCUGGGACUACGACCGCAUCACAGCCAAUGAUUUUCUGGGCUCCCUCGAGUUUAGUCUCAGCGACAUGGUUCGACCUGCAAAAUCAGCCACCAAGUGUACAAUAGAGAUGGCGAAGGAUCGGGCCAGCCCUCGGUUCUCCAUCUUUCGUGCUAAGAAGAUGAAGGGCUGGUGGCCGCUGAUCCGCCUGAAGACGGCCGAGGACUUCGAGAGGAAGGAGAAGGAAAAGGAGGAGGCCAAGAAGAAGAAGAAGACCAAGGACAAGAGGAGCAAACUGAGGCAGGAGGACAUCCAGUACACCGACAGCCUGGGCAACACUUUCCUGUUAAUGGGGAAGGUGGAGGCGGAGCUUCAGCUGGUGCCGUUGGAGCAGGCCGAGGCAAACCCAGUGGGACGGGGACGUAAAGAACCAGAACCUCUGGACAAACCAAAUCGUCCCACCACCAACUUCUCCUGGUUCAUCAACCCAAUGAAGACCUUCAUCUUCCUCAUCUGGAAGAAAUACAAGAAGUACAUCAUCGCUCUGGUCAUCCUGGUCAUCCUGGCGCUCUUCCUCGCCCUCAUCAUCUACACGUUGCCUCAGCAGAUCACCUCCCUCAUCGUCAAAGGAUGAAGAAGCCUGCGGAGUCUUCAUCACCUGAACUGUCUCAGGUUUCUGAUCCUGAAUUGAUCAGUGUCACAUUUACUCAUGAUUCCAACUGCUAUAAAUCUGUAUGAUUAAAUACAGUCAGCCUGGGUGAACUAGAUUACCCAGCAACCUCAGGGAUCUGAAUUAUUGUCAGAUUAUUGGACACUUCUUACUCCACAUUUAAACUUCAUAUUAACAUUAUGUCAUAUAAUACUAUUUGACUGUAAAACCUGAAUCAGUAUCUUUCUUUGGAUAAAACAUAACCACUGUAAUAAGCCUAUUGUUAUUUUUGAUUAAUUAUAGUUGUGAUUUUAAUAUUUUUUAUAGUGGUGGGACGCGAUUAAAAAAUUUAAUUAAUUACAGUCUUUGUAAUUAAUUAAUCACAAUUAAUUGCAGUUUUGUCAAAUAGCAAUAUUUGACACAAUAAGUGAAGUUUUUCAAUUCAAAUAAAAUUGUGGUUGAGAGUUGAAUCAAUGAAUAGACAUAUACCUGUUUAUAAUUUAAAAUUUAUUUUAAAAAAGAAAAAUGGGACAUAUAGAAAAAAGUGAUUUUGGUGACUUAAAGCCUGAAUUUAGUUGUUUUUUCCACUGUAUGGCACAUAAAAUCAGCAUAAGUAGUUCAAGGAGCUUCAGAAAGUUGAAAAUCCAGAGAUUCACUGUUUUCAUCUUUUCUGGGUCUGAUAAAUGGUGGAAUUUUGAUGGUUCUUUUUAUAGGAAUAUCAAUUUUUAUUUAUUUUUUUAUGAACAAAAAGUUUAUAAAGUUAUAAAAAGAGAUAUUUUUGUUGUUUAGGUUAUUCCUCCUUCAAGGAGGCAGAGCCUCGACGGAGUAAAAACUUAAACCACAAAAAUGUUUCAUUUCUAUUUAUCUGCAUUUUUCAUCUGUCUGCUACAUUCACAGAUUACUGCAAAUCUAAGUGCAAUUAUAGCGAUUUUAUUCAACAUUUUAAGACUUUCUGUAAACUCAAGCACUCUCUACAAAAGUGGUCUAUUAUGGGAUGGCUACAUUGUUAGCCGUUAGCAUGACUCGUAGCUAACGUUAGCUCUGGUGCUAACAGCAACAUGUUUUACAUUGAGGUGAAACGUCGGCUUGAAGUGACACAGUGAUCAGGAAACUCUUUGUUGUACAAUUUGCACACAACCAGGCUUUUAUCCAAGCUGCCAUCGGGAAGAUUUUUAAAAGAAAACUUUCUGCCCAACAAGCUCAGUUUCAUCUUCCUUCACUGUUCACCAGUGCCUGACUUCACUCAGUGCUUCCUGUGCUUCUUCUUCAUGGCUACAAACAGACUUCAGGUUCAUUACCGCCACCUACUGGGCUGGAGUGUUCAUCAGCGUUACCGGUGUGCCAGAAAUGUGGGAACUGAGGAGGGUGCAACUAAUUGCGUCAAUAUUUCUAUUAUUAUAUUUAUAAUAUUUUCGCCGUAAUUAAUUAAUCUCAAUUAACGCGUUAAGGUCCCAGCCCUAAUUUUUUUAUCUUGAAUGUAAAUUAAGUCAGUAUAUUUGAACACAUUUAUUAUUUUAAGUUUCAUUUUGCACUGACUCAGUACUGAAGUUAAUAUUCUUAUUUGUACCAGUUUGAAAAUGAUUAAUCUGAAUGCUAGCUGCUGUUUCUCAGAUUUAAAUAAAUAUUAUUAUCAUUUAGAAACAAUGGUUCUCUCAGUCUAACAGCGGAAAAAAAUUACUUAAAAGAUGAUUAUUUCUUUCUCAUGCACUUCUCAGUUUCUGUCAAGUGAUUUUGUGCACCAGUCAUAGUUUUGCGAUAUUUAAAUGUGAAUUUGCUCACCCUGUCAAAAUGAAGCAGAUCAAAAGGGUUUUUGUUCAACCUUUUUAUUUUUAAUUAUACCAGAUGAUGUGCUUUUCUUUGAGUGUGACCUAUUUAGAUGCAAUUAUUCAGUGUUAUAAAGAAACUCCUGAUAUUUUGAAGUGAGAUUUCGGGGGGUUUAAAAAUAAUAAUCUGCAAGUCAGAUGAAAAAUGUAGAGGUUCUGCAUUAAACCAACCUAAUAAAAGAAAAAUAGAGGAACAUCAGUAACAAACUGCAGUUGAAUUACUAAAGUAAAAGUUCUGGUCUUGUCCCUUUGACUGAUAAUAAAUGUGAUUAUGUGAA
Messenger RNA from Amphiprion ocellaris (clown anemonefish), 8390 nucleotides. RefSeq names its product fer-1 like family member 4 (gene fer1l4). The record is from RefSeq and is a predicted model, not a curated record. The transcript is spliced from 49 exons. Gene Ontology annotation, biological process: plasma membrane organization. Gene Ontology annotation, cellular component: membrane. NCBI's taxonomy places the organism in Eukaryota, Metazoa, Chordata, Actinopteri, Pomacentridae. Bases 71 to 6274 code for a protein of 2067 amino acids.